Messenger RNA from Vigna umbellata (rice bean), 1370 nucleotides. RefSeq names its product Integrase-type DNA-binding superfamily protein. Gene Ontology annotation, biological process: regulation of DNA-templated transcription. Gene Ontology annotation, molecular function: DNA-binding transcription factor activity; sequence-specific DNA binding. Gene Ontology annotation, cellular component: nucleus. NCBI's taxonomy places the organism in Eukaryota, Viridiplantae, Streptophyta, Magnoliopsida, Fabales, Fabaceae. The record is from RefSeq and is a predicted model, not a curated record.
AGUCAUCAAAGCGCAAGAGUGGAACUACCAGUGAGAUCACCCCAAAAUCCGACUGAUCCAAAGCUUCUUUAUUUUCAUUUUCUUUAAGAAAGCAAAGCAACAUCUACUGUUCUCUUGUUUUGGAAUUGAGACAGGUUUUUCUCUUCGUUUGCAUUUUUCACUUGUUUCAUAUUAUCUUGUCUAUUACAGAGCACGACAACAGUUAUGGAUAUAUACAAUAACAGUAGCAUCGUGCUGUCAGAUUUCUUAGACCCCUGCAAUGGUCAAGAGCUUAUGAAAGCACUUGAACCUUUUAUGAAAACUGAUUCUUCCAUAACUUACCCUUCCUUAUCUUCUCCAAACUUCUCCUCAAACUAUGACCAAAAGCCUUCCAUCAAACUCAACCAACUCACCCCAUCUCAAACGUUCCAGAUUCAAGCCCAAAUCCAGGUUACACGGGCCCAGUUUCUUAGCCCAAAGCUUGUUCCCAUGAAGCAAGUGGGUGGUCGUGUUCUUUCCAAGCCCACAAAGCUUUACCGUGGGGUGAGGCAGAGGCACUGGGGCAAGUGGGUGGCUGAGAUCAGACUCCCCAAGAAUCGCACUCGUCUCUGGCUUGGUACGUUCGAAACCGCUGAAGAAGCUGCUUUGGCAUACGACAACGCAGCGUUUAAGCUCAGAGGAGAAAACGCCAGGCUCAACUUCCCUCAUCUACGUCACCAUGGACCAAGCGUCUAUGGUGAGCUCGGGACCUACAAGCCUCUCCCCUCUGCAGUGGACGCCAAGCUCGAAGCGAUUUGUAAAAGCUUGGCCAUGACUACACCCAAGGAAGAAACAGCAACAACAUCGGAGUUUGAGGAUGUUAAGGUGGGGAUUCAAACAACAUCCUCGCCCUUGUCGGAUGAAUAUUCUUCCUCUUCUUCUGCUGGCUCCUCUUCACCCGAAUCCGAUAUCACUUUCUUGGAUUUCUCGGAUUCUUAUGAAGCAAUGGACAAUCUUGGGUUGGACCUUGAGAAGUACCCUUCUGUGGAGAUUGAUUGGGCAGCUUUAUCGGAGUCAUCAUGAACAAAUUAAUCAGUUACCACCGUUCUCUCUGUUGAAUAUUGGAUUAGGCUUUCCGUGCUUUUGUAUUUAGGUUUGUUUGUUUUUUUCGCGUCUUGGGCAGCCACUGCAAUCAAACUUUUAACUGUUGCAGUUGCUUUACCGAGUCAGGUUGCAGACUUUAGUGCAGAUAGGUGAGUCACAGUGGUCAUGGUUUUCUUGGUCUGCUGGUGUUUUUUUAUUCCUUGCGUGACCAGGGGAGCUUCUACUUGUAUUGUGUACUUGUUUGUUCUUCCAAUGUAAUUUAAGUAGUAAUACAAGCUUUGGAAGUUAUUGUAAAGUAACGAUUUAAA